CAUGCACUUUAUUUAAUUCAGUGAAGUGUUACGUGCGUGUGUGAAACUUUGACAUUGAUGCAUGUCAGUAACAAUGCAGGUGCAUUGUCGUUGAGGCAGAUCUUUUAAGAAAAAACCAAAGGCCUGCAAAGGAAAGAGUGCGGUAGAUUGGUUUCAAAUUCUGCUUGCAAGGGAGUGGUGGCAUUUUGCACUUUGGCUCUGUCAGAAAUAGCCCCGCAUUGAAUUAAUCAAAUGGAUUCUUAAACAGUGAGGUCAGGAAUGAAUACAUUUGGUGGAAACUCUAAAGCUAAUUCCUACACCAAUAUGGAGUUUGAUCAGCCAUUUACAUUCACCAGUCUGAAAAAACUGGCUACUCCCAGUCACACGGAUGUCACCUUGUCACCACAAGAGCGAGUGAGGGUUCUCACCAAAAUGGGUUGCAACAUUGAAAUCAGUGAGUGCAUUACACCUCGCCGCUAUUUCCGGUCUGGAGUCGAGAUGGUCCAAAUGGCAGCUGUUUACCUGGAAGAAGGAAAUCUUGAAAAUGCUUUUGUCCUUUACAACAAGUUUAUAACUUUGUUUGUAGAGAAAUUACCAAAGCAUCGUGAUUAUCAAACAUGUGCAAUACCAGAAAAACAGGAUAUUCUGAAAAAAUUGAAAGAAGUUGCAUUUCCAAGAGCAGAUGAUUUGAAGGCACAGCUGAUUGCCAAAUAUAGUGCUGAAUACCAAGAAUAUCUAUCUGCCCAGAGCAAAGCCAAAGAUGGUGAUUCCGGAAAACAGCUACAUAAUAAGUUGAUUGAGGAAGAAAAAUUACGUGUGGCCAGGAUUCGGCAACAGCAGUUGGAAGUGCAACAGUUUCAUUUCUUUGAAGAGCAGCUGAAGAAACAGGAUUUUCAGAAGGAGAGACAGAAAGAGCUGAAGCUGAGAAUGUCAGAACAGAGUGAUGGGGGGAUGUUAACCUGCACUGCAGCAGCACGUGAACAGACUGAGCCUACCAUGUCUGCAUGGCGCGCAGUAAACGCUGCCAGCCAAGUGCCAAGCGAUGCCCAACCAGGUUGGUGCCCUCCAGUGGACAGGUCCCUGAAACCACAGAGCUCAGCUGCAAGGCAGAGUGUCGAUGGCCUUCAACAUAUUGUCCUUCCAAAAAACCUUUGCCAAAGAUUUUUGAUGCAGGCCGAGACCAAUACAGCACGAGGAAUAGAAACCUGUGGAAUUCUUAGCGGAAAGCUGACACACGAUAAGUUCAUAAUUACACAUGUGAUAAUACCCAAACAGUCCGGGGGACCAGAUUAUUGUGACACAGAGAAUGAAGAAGAACUAUUUACUAUUCAGGACCAGCAUGGCCUCAUCACUCUAGGCUGGAUCCAUACUCAUCCAACACAGACUGCAUUUCUGUCAAGCGUGGAUCUUCACACUCACUGCUCUUACCAGCUGAUGCUGCCAGAGUCUAUUGCAAUUGUGUGCGCUCCUAAACACAACGAAACUGGAGCCUUCCGCCUGACUCCUGCAGGGAUACAUGAAGUGUCCUCCUGCCGAAAGAAAGGCUUUCACCCACAUUCAAAGGAGCCACCUCUGUAUCAAACUUGCAAACACAUCGUUGUAAAGGAUAUGAGUAUCAUCAUCAUGGACAUGAGGUGACAGCAUGAGACUACUACAAUCCUGGAGUCUGUAUAAAUUAUUUAGAAUAAACAAUAUGUUGCUUUCAGGUUUUUAUGACCAGUUUCAGACAACUGGAUUAUUUAACACUUUUUGUACAUUCAGGUGAAAUAAAGUGAAAUAAGGUGGUUAAUAUUUCUUUUUGAAAUGCACCAAGUAUUUCACAUGUAUAAUGUGAAAUUGCAAAUGCUAGUUAUGUCCAGAAGUGUUUAUAAAAUUGACCCUGAACUUCACUCAGAAGCCAAUAAAUGCUGUUCAUUUCUUU
Messenger RNA from Chiloscyllium plagiosum (whitespotted bambooshark), 1900 nucleotides. It is a transcript of the gene stambpl1, whose product is annotated as STAM binding protein-like 1. Gene Ontology annotation, molecular function: metal-dependent deubiquitinase activity; K63-linked deubiquitinase activity; protein binding. NCBI's taxonomy places the organism in Eukaryota, Metazoa, Chordata, Chondrichthyes, Orectolobiformes, Hemiscylliidae. Gene Ontology annotation, biological process: protein K63-linked deubiquitination. The record is from RefSeq and is a predicted model, not a curated record. Gene Ontology annotation, cellular component: endosome; membrane.